AUGGUCUUACAAAUCCUGAGAGAUCAUCAGUUAUAUGCCAAAUUCAGUAAGUGUGAAUUUUGGCUGGAGAAGGUUGCUUUCUUAGGGCAUGUGAUUUCGAAAGAGGGAAUUGUUGUAGAUCCGGCGAAGGUGGAGGCAGUGACUGAGUGGAAGAGACCCGAAACUCUCACCGAGAUUCGAAGUUUCUUAGGGUUGGCAGGUUACUACCGUCGGUUUAUCAAGGAUUUCUCGAAACUUGCCAGUCCUUUAACUGAUUUGACAAAGAAGAAUUGUCAGUUUUUGUGGAGUGAUAAGUGUGAGAAUAGCUUCCAGGAGUUGAAGCGAAGGUUAACCACGGCUCCUAUUCUAGCCUUGCCUAAUGCUAAAGACAGUUACACUGUUUAUACUGAUGCUUCGAGGAAGGCUUGGGGUGUGUAUUGA
This is a messenger RNA of Coffea arabica (coffee), 420 nucleotides long. RefSeq lists its product as uncharacterized. Lineage: Eukaryota; Viridiplantae; Streptophyta; Magnoliopsida; Gentianales; Rubiaceae. The record is from RefSeq and is a predicted model, not a curated record.